Molecule: messenger RNA, 6571 nt
Organism: Oncorhynchus mykiss (rainbow trout)
Lineage: Eukaryota; Metazoa; Chordata; Actinopteri; Salmoniformes; Salmonidae
Source: RefSeq, a predicted model, not a curated record
ACACACACACACACACACACGCACGCACACACACUGCUAGAGCACAGCAGAGAAGAGUGUAGGAGAGAGCAGAUGGAGUCUAGCUGCAUGCCUGCUGUACUGAGCUGGACUGAGACACACGCUUACUCACAACAAAGGCCACGACUGUCUGGGUGAUGUUCUCUCUAGACUCACUGGUGUGCUCCACUGAAUACAGACUGUGAAGAAGCUGAAAAGGCUGUGUGUUUGGAACAGAGCCAAUGACCAGGAGGCUAAACUGAAGGAGAAUAAGGCCACAGAGAAUUUAUUAAAAUGGGGGCCAGUUUCCCGGAGCCUCUCUCUGAAUUAUGGUGGCUCAUACUGCAGCCAUGCCGGACGUGAAGGCCCCUCCACCAUGUGACUACCCCUCAGCGGGCUGCUCCCCCGGCCAAGGCCACGGCCUCGCGGGCUACACCUGCACCGCUGGCCUCACCAUGGAUCUGGAGCCCUGCCUCAGCCUCACUGACUUCCCCCUGCCCCAACCCCUCUCUGGCUUCAGAGGCCACAGCGUACCCCCCUACCCGCCCUUCCCUGGCCAGUGCCCCUUCAUACCACGGUCUAACAGCAGUGCAUUACUCACUAACCUGGGGGUCCGGUACUGCUCCACCAACAGUGUGCAGCACCCACCCAGGGGUCCUGACUCUGGGCUGGAGUUAGGGUCAGGGUCAGGCCUGGGGUUGGACCCAGGGCCCUGUUGGAACAUGAACCAAGGCUGUGGAACUAGACUCUACCGCAGCAUGGAGAACUUGAACUGGAGUAAUUCUGUGUCUGAACCAGGCCUCUACUGUUCCCCUUAUUGUGCUCCCUACAGGGGCAGUGUGGACAGUGGGUUCAUCUUCCGCUGCACUGCCACCAGCCACUGGUACGAUGGGCCCUCCCAGGGCUAUGGUCCUGAGAGCCUGGCGUUCUACCCCCACCCCCGCCUGGGGAGGGGUCUGGGAGGGUUGGGGAGGAAGGAGCUGCCCCUCUUCCCCCAGUGGCUGUUCCCCGGCACAGAUGACUGGGGGGUGAACACUACCACCAAUGGCAGGAAAGGGCUAAGGGAGAAGCUCCGCCUCCAAAGCGCCAGAUCGGCAGCAGAACCCCUGAAGCCUCUUCGACCUCAGGUAACCUCAGGCAGUACCACUCCCAUCCUGGGGGGGUGCUCAGAGAGGGACUCAUCCCCCCACCAGAGGUACGUUGGGAGACCCUUGUAUGUCCGGCACCUCACCAGCCCUGAGGAAAUCAAGCAGGAGGUUCUGAGACGCCUUCAGCUCCGCCGGCAGAACAGCACCCCAAACCUGGCCCUCCAUGCCUCUCUGGAGACCCCUCAAACCCCAGACAUGGCCAUGUCCUUCACCACCGAGUCCAUCUCUGUCACUGGAAGUAGUGCUGAGCUCAUAGCCGAGCGUAAGAGGCCCCCUAUGGGCCGCCUGCACAUCCCUACCUUCAAGGAGUUUAAGAGGAUGAGACAGAGAGAGGGAGAGAGUGGACAGACAGAGAGCAGGAGUAAUGCUACUACAGUAACAACUAUAGACCAACCGCCAGAGACUGGUACAGGCAGCCAGAGCCCAGGGACAGGCACCCAGAGCCCAGAGACAGGCAUAGACUCUAAGACUCAGACAGCCCCAUUGGGACUGCGAGACUCUCAGUCCUCUCAGGAGGAGGAGAGGGAGAGCGAGGAGAGGAGAGGCAGUGAAGAGAGGGAGGAGAGGGGGAGCGGGGAGAGGAGAGGCAGUGGAGAGAGAGAGAGGGGGAGCUGGGAGAGGAGGGGCAGUGAAGAAAGGGAGGAGAGGGGGAGCGGAGAGAGGAGAGGCAGUGGAGAGAGGGAGGAGAGGGGGAGCAGGGAGAGGAGAGGCAGUGGAGAGACUCCCACAGCCAGCACUUUGCACUCAUCCUCUCCCAUCUUCACUGGCCCUACUCCCCAGCUAAAAGCCAACAUUCAGACCACAGUCUCUAACAAAGCUAUAUGCACAGGCCCUACUCCCCGCUCUCCCCUCCAGCCCUCCAGUAAGACCCAGGGGAAGGGAACCAUGUAUCAUACCCAGGCCCAGGAUAGAAGGCCUAAUGUGGGGCUCAGUGUGCCUCGGGCCUCCCAGGUCCCCUUCCCUCCUCCACACAGGGAGAAUGCAGAGGGCCCCUCCAGCUGCUGCCCAGCCCUGCUCUUGGACAGGACUGACCUCUCCAGCUAUGGAGCCAAGAUCUACAAGAUGAAGGAUGGGUUCAUCGGCUCCGCCCUGGACCUCAUCAAGAAGAGCUGCAGUGCAGAGAUUGCAGCGGCAGAGGCCCCCGUCAGGCUGUCAGGUGACCAGGACGACAGCGCUAACAUCGCUCCCCCACCAGAUUUUCAAUCCUCCACCGUCUCCAUGACAACCGCAACGGCCUGUGGAGAGGAGGCUUGCGACAAGCCUGCAGCAGGAGGAGGAGAAGAACUAACUGCAGAAUGCCAAUCUGGCCUGGGCUGCAGGCGCUCCAGCUCGGACGCAGCCUAUGAACCGGCCGAAUCGGUGAGGGCCCAGCGCGAGUGCCGCCUCCGGCCCCACUACAGCGACCCCAUGCCGGCCGACGCUGCCAAGCGCAAACAGCUGGAGAUGAAAAUCGCUGCCGCUGCACGCCUCCACAGCCAGCGACGGGACAGGGACAGCGCUCCUGCCUCGGUGCGGGUCCGUUCUGAACCCCGCGGUGAAGAGCGUCUAGGGAGUCUGGGUGUGACGCGUGGUGGACAGCACCGCUGGAGCACCGUGAGCAGCCUAAGUGCCGACAGUGGUGUGGUGGGCCUGUGUGACGACCGCGAAGAUGACGAUGAACCCCGGAGAGUACACCAUAGUGGAGGGGCCGAGGUGGAAAGGGUGGACAGCGGGAUUGGACCCUGCCUGGCCCGCGUCUGGAAGAGACCCUCUGCCUCUCUCAGGGCCUGGGAGGCCCAGAGACCCUGCUCAGACUGUGGCCAGAGAGACGGGCACGGGGUGGCCCGGACAGAGGGUGAGGGGACUGGUAUGUGUGAGCGCUGCUCCAAGCUGAGGACGGAAAGGAAGGAAGCCAUCUUGGAGUUCCUGAACACGGAGUCAAGUUAUGGGGAGGACCUAAGAAUCAUCAAGGAGGAGUUCUACUGUCCCAUGCAGAGCGCCGGGCUGCUGACCUCAGAACAGCUGACCGUGGUGUUCAGCAACGUUCAGGAGCUCAUAGACGUCAAUGAACGCUUCACUGAACACCUGCAGGAAAGCAUCGACCAGGCCUUCGACCAGGGAGAUGAGGACCUGCUAACAGUGUGCAUUGGAGAGAUGUUCCUGGAGUUUGUCAACAUGCUGCCAGCCUUCCAGACUUACUGCCUGCAGCAGUCCACCUCUGUCAACAUGCUCAACACCCUGGAGAAGGAGAAAGAACUGCUGAGGAUCUUCCUGGACGUGUCCCAGAAUGACAACACAGCCCUGCGGCGUAUGAACCUGCGCUCUUUCCUCAUGGCUCCCCUUCAGAGGGUCACCAAGUAUCCCCUCCUCCUGAGCCGCAUCAGCAAGGUCACCAUGGACUGCCACCCCGACCAUGGCCGUCUCCGAGAGGCCAAGAGCCGCGUGGAGUCUCACCUGGAGCACAUCAACAUGAAGACCAAGCAGGAAGGAACCCUGACCUGGACUCUGCGUUCCUUUCGCCGCGACAGUCGCAAGAACCGCGAGGUCAUUAACAUCGAGAUGCGGGAGAUGUCCAUGAAGACCGUGGGCUGGGCCAGGGAGAACACACGCUUCGUCAUGGAGGGGCCCCUGCAGCUCUCCCAGCCUGCAGACGGACAGUGGGUGAAGAAGGGCAGUAAAGGCCUCAAGUUCCAGAACAUUCAGAGUCUGUUGAUGGUGCGUACGCAGCGGCCUGGAGAGGGUCUGUCUCAGACGGACGGCGAGGCCAAGGUGGAGCAGCAGGAGCACGGCGUGUGGGACGGUGUGCUGGUGCUCAUCAAAGACAAGAGCAGUGGGAAGUUCACCGUGCUCAGAGAACCCAUCCACCUGGCCAACUGUGUGGUGUCGGGCGACCCUGACUGCGAGGACACCUUUGAGGUGCUGGACAUACGUAAGGAGGCCUUUGUUUUUAGGGCCUCAGAUAAACCCCGGACGCAGCAGUGGUUCCGGCAAAUCAAGAGGUAUACCCGUGACCUGGGGCUGUGGAGGAAGAGGCGUAACGCACUCCCCAAUAUUAUGAUGAACACAAACCAGGGCAGGUCCUGAGACUGAGGGACACCGUUUCCCUGGCUGGAUACCAGUGUAAAUAGAUGUACUACUACUGCAAAAAGAAUUGACCAUGCUUCUGGAUGGUGGAGCGAUUUGUUUCUGAGGUUUUAGGGUGGGAUUUGUGAGGUUCCAUGUUAUGAUGAGGAUAGCACUUUUUUCUAAGAAAAACUGCAAGUGCACCAUACUGUAACGAAACGUAUGAAGGCAUAGUUUUUAGCUUCUGCCUAAAAAUGAUCAGCCACUUGGAUGACCAAAAAAGGAGACUUGGUUGGGAACACUGCUGGCCUUGGUUGUCAAAACUGUUUGCUCUUGAAGAAAGAGAUGUUUUCAGUAUACUGACUGACUGGUGUCUGUGUUGAAAAGCAUGGUUGAAGUUGAUGAUUGAAAAAACAUGACUUUGUAAUGCUAAUGAAAAUGCACAAAUUAGUGAAAAACUACUGUUAAAUUAUACAAUGGGGACUUGGAUUACAGCUUAGUAGAAAAAGACAGGAACUUUUAUUUUACCUGACUAAGGUAAGUCAAAAUCACUGGCCUCUUCCCCCUUUCUUUUGCCCUCUGUGUCAGAAGCAAUGUCCACUGCCAGCAGAGAUCCGAGAAAUGGCAUCCAUAGUAGGAAGUCCGUCAGUGACUUCCUACUAUGGAUGCUGUGCAGACAGUGUCUGUCAGACAGUUUGAACCCAGGGUUGUGGACAUACUUGUAUCAGAGGAGGCUGGUGGGAGGAGCUAUAGGAGAACGGGCUCAUUGUAAGCACUUAAAUGAAAUGAAUGGAACGGAGUCAAACGUGGUUUCCAUGUUUGAUGUGUUCGAUACCAUUCCAUGUAUUCUAGCCAUUACAAUGAGCCUGUCCUCCUAUAGUGCUCCCCACCAGCCUCCACUGAUUUGUAUCACUGUGCUGGGUGGGCUCAAGUCACAAAGAAGCAAUAAAUUGUGCAAUUUUAGCUAUUUAUUUUAGUUUCUCCACAUCUGGUCAGACUUCGUAAUUAUGGGAAAUCGAGAGCUUAUUAUCCCACCUAUGACUGGAAGUGAUGUUAUUGACACAGAUGAGCUACAGAGGUUCGGCCCUAGAAUAACGUGCUCUUGAACUUCAAGCCUAGGCCUGGUUUGGCCCCUACCAGUAUUGUCAACUGUUUAUUCAAACUCUCAAAGCCUUUACCUGUACCUGAAUGUGGUAGUACAGCAUGGCCAAAGUGGAGGUGGAAAGGCCUCAAACACAGAUCAACCUGGACCAUGAGUUUAGUAGCUAAAGCUGACAUAGUAGCGCCAGUCAAAUGUCUUCACAGUAGCGCCAGUCAAAUGUCUUCACAGUAGCGCCAGUCAAAUGUCUUCACAGUGUGCUGUUCCAUGACAAUCAGAUGGGGAAAUUGUGAGCUUUUGUUCCUUGGGUUUUUAUUUCACUCUAAAUUAACAAAAGCAUUUCUUCUGUUGCCAGUCACAGUAAUGUUGAUAAAACUAUGAGUAUCUGGAAAUGGUCAUCAAGUCAGACCGCCCUCUGCCCCGAGGUAGCAGCAGAAAGACACUUAAAAAGCCUGCUUUUACAUAGCCUGGUUAUACCAGUGUGAACACUACAUUCACCAAUCUGAAAUUUAGUGAAAUCUUUUUGGAUGCCAGAAUUUACAGGCAGUUCUAAUCCAUCCAUCGGCUGCUAGUGUUCCUACAUUAUGUCAUAGAUUACCUGUGCCCUUAUCUCAAGUGUGACUUCCCUUCUCCUAAAAUCUGUUUUUGUGUCUGAUGUUUCUGAAUCUGAAGGCACUAUAUAAUUAAGACUACAAAGUAGAUCCAUAUUAUGGUGUGACUGUCACUCUUCAACAACACUAUCUGCCAAUCAUGAUUUCAAAAGAUUUAUUCUGUCGGUUGUGUUGUUUAUUCACAGAACUCUUUAUGUUAGGGAAACAUAUAGGACCCCAGCUGACUACAUACAGCAGGUCAAGGCAAUACUUCUUAUCAAACAAAUCUAACCUCCAUAUACUGUUUAGUCUGAUUGUGUUUAGUCCAGGAGUAGCAUAGGUUAAGGGAGGUAGUGAAUCACUGUUUUUGGACAGAGAAUGAUGUACGGAGUGGACUACUGCCUGUCUCUUACUGUUCAUCACCUUCCAAUGGCGCUAGCACUGUUACAAUCAUAGAAUUAGAAUCUCAUUCUAUUUCAAGAAUCUCAUUCUAUUUGUAUUGUUUGAAUUCUUUCAGCUUCCAUAUUGUUCCACUAAAUGAUUACUACCGUAUAUGGGAAGACCGAUGCUGUGUAAACAUUUUGAAAAUAUCCGAGACCUGCUGGACUGUCAAAUGUUUUUCCUCUGCAUUUUAGACCUGUGAUAUUUCCUUUAUGUAAGAUUUUGUGAAUUAUAUUAAAAAAUGACAUGUUAAA